Lates calcarifer (barramundi perch) is the source of this 4372-nucleotide messenger RNA. It is a transcript of the gene myo1f, whose product is annotated as myosin IF. Gene Ontology annotation, molecular function: ATP binding; microfilament motor activity; actin filament binding. The transcript has 28 exons. Gene Ontology annotation, biological process: vesicle transport along actin filament; actin filament organization. The record is from RefSeq and is a predicted model, not a curated record. Lineage: Eukaryota; Metazoa; Chordata; Actinopteri; Centropomidae. Gene Ontology annotation, cellular component: vesicle; plasma membrane; actin cytoskeleton. The coding region runs from base 184 to 3453 and encodes 1089 amino acids.
AUGUUGCAGUGGAUGUCUUGUAGGUCGCAGGCUGCUGUUGGCUCCCGCUGUCCCUCUGUGUGAUGGCUGCAGUCUGAGGAGGUUGACCUGUGGAUUUAAUAGACACGCACGCACGCACACACAUAGACACACACUGUCUGGACAGUGGACACCUGAGGAGGAGAGGCACACAGGACAGGAACAAUGGCGAAGUACCACUGGCAGAGUCAAAAUGUGAAGCAGAGCGGCGUGGACGACAUGGUCCUGCUGUCCAAGAUCAGUGAGGACGCCAUCGUGGAAAACCUCAAGAAAAGAUACAUGGACGACUACAUCUUUACUUAUAUUGGCCCCGUGUUGAUAUCAGUGAACCCGUUCAAACAGAUGCCCUAUUUCACUGACAGAGAAAUCGAACUUUAUCAAGGCGCUGCCCAGUACGAGAACCCGCCUCACAUCUACGCCUUGACCGACAAUAUGUACAGAAACAUGAUGAUCGAUGGAGAAAAUCAGUGUGUCAUCAUCAGCGGUGAGAGCGGUGCUGGGAAGACAGUGGCUGCCAAAUAUAUCAUGGGUUACAUUUCCAAAGUAUCUGGAGGAGGAUCAAAAGUUCAGCAUGUGAAAGACAUCAUCCUACAGUCAAACCCUCUGCUGGAAGCCUUUGGUAAUGCCAAGACUGUACGCAACAACAACUCUAGUCGUUUUGGGAAAUACUUUGAGAUUCAGUUCAGCAGAGGAGGAGAGCCAGACGGAGGGAAAAUCUCAAACUUCCUGCUGGAGAAGUCGAGGGUGGUGAGCCAGAAUGAGAACGAGAGGAACUUCCACAUUUACUAUCAGCUGAUAGAGGGCGCCAACGCUCAGCAGAAAGAAGGCCUGGGCAUCAUGACCCCAGACUACUACUACUACCUCAACCAGUCUGGGACCUACAAGGUGGAUGGGACCAAUGACAGCAAAGACUUCCAAGAAACUAUGGAAGCCAUGCAGGUGAUCGGGAUCCCGGGAGAGAUCCAGGCUCAGGUGCUGCAGAUCAUCGCUGGCAUCCUCCACCUGGGAAACAUCAGCUUCAUUGAGGCAGGCAACUAUGGGCAGGUGGAGAGCACAGACUUGCUCGCCUUCCCCGCCUACCUGCUGGGCAUCGACCCCAACCGUCUGCAGGACAAGCUGACCAGCAGGAAGAUGGAUUCAAAGUGGGGAGGGAAGUCCGAGUCCAUCAACGUGACCCUGAACCAGGAACAGGCCACCUACACGCGUGAUGCUCUGGCCAAAGCCCUCUACGCCCGACUCUUUGACUAUCUGGUUGAGGCCAUAAAUAAAGCCAUCCAAAAACCACAUGAAGAAUUCAGUAUCGGAGUACUUGACAUUUAUGGCUUUGAGAUAUUCCAGAGAAACGGCUUUGAGCAGUUCUGCAUCAACUUUGUCAAUGAGAAACUACAACAGAUCUUUAUUGAACUCACUCUGAAGGCUGAGCAGGAAGAGUAUGUUCAGGAGGGCAUCAAGUGGACGCCCAUCGAGUACUUCAACAACAAGAUUGUGUGUGACCUCAUUGAAAAUAAACUGAACCCUCCUGGUAUAAUGAGCGUGCUGGAUGAUGUGUGUGCCACCAUGCAUGCCAAGGGAGAGGGUGCAGAUGGCACUCUGCUGCAGAAACUGCAGGCUGCCGUGGGGACGCACGAACAUUUCAACAGCUGGAACUCUGGCUUUGUCAUACAUCACUACGCCGGAAAGGUGUCAUAUGAUAUCAACGGCUUCUGUGAGAGAAACCGGGAUGUGCUUUUCCCUGACCUCAUAGAGCUCAUGCAGAGCAGCGAAUACGACUUCAUCCGUAGCUUGUUCCCUGAAAACCUCAACACAGAAAAGAAAGGCAGGCCGACCACAGCCAGCUCCAAGAUCAAGAAACAAGCUAAUGAUCUGGUGAACACCCUGAUGAAGUGCACUCCGCACUAUAUCCGCUGUAUCAAACCCAAUGAGACAAAAAGACCCAAAGACUGGGAGGAGAGCAGGGUAAGGCAUCAGGUCGAAUACCUAGGCCUGAGGGAAAACAUACGAGUGAGAAGAGCUGGGUUUGCAUACCGCAGAGUCUUCAAUAAGUUCCUGAUGAGGUACGCCAUUCUGACAGCAGAGACGUGGCCGUGCUGGAGGGGUCCAGAGCAGCAGGGGGUCCUCCACCUCCUCCGGUCUGUCAACAUGGAUACUGACCAGUAUCAGAUGGGACGCACCAAAGUCUUUGUCAAGAACCCUGAAUCACUGUUUCUACUGGAGGAGAUGAGGGAGAGGAAGUUUGACACUUUCGCCAGGACCAUCCAGAAAGCCUGGAGAAGAUACAUUGCCAGGAGGAAAUACGAACAAAUGAGGGAGGAGGCCUCAGACAUCCUAUACAACUCCAAGGAGCGGAGGAAGAACAGCAUCAACAGGAACUUUGUUGGAGACUACCUUGGUCUGGAGCAGAGGCCUGAGCUGAGACAGUUUCUGGCCAAGAGGGAGCGAGUCGACUUUGCCGAUUCAGUCACUAAGUUCGAUCGCAGGUUCAAGUCUAUCAAGAGAGAUCUGAUCUUGACCCCCAAGGGAAUCUAUCUGAUUGGUCGAGAGAAGGUGAAGAAAGGACCCGAGAAAGGACAGAUAAAGGAGGUGCUGAAACGAAAACUGGAGUUUGGAAGCAUCAGCGGCGUCUCUCUCAGUACGAGACAGGAUGAUUUCUUCAUCCUGCAUGAGGCCCAGUACGACAGUCUGCUGGAGUCUAACUUUAAGACCGAGUUCCUCAGCCUGCUUUCGAAACGCUACGAGGACGUGACCAAGAGAAAACUGACAAUCUCCUUCACUGACAGACUAGAGUUCAGAGUGAAGAAGGAGGGCUGGGGUGGAGGAGGCUCCAGGAUGGUGGUCUUCCAGAGGGGGCAAGGGGACCAGGCCCAGCUCAAACCUGGAGGGAAGACCCUCACCGUCACAAUAGGAGACGGUCUACCCAAGUCCUCCAAGCCAACCAGGAAGAGUGCUCCACAGUCUCAUGGUGGAGGGAGAAAUCAUAUAUCCAGCAGAGCACACCAGAAUGGAGCAGCCCAGUUUUCCAGAGCCCCUUACAACCAACCCUCAGAUAUCACAUAUUCCUCCCCCCACAGACAGGCACGGCCACCCAGCACAGGCCCGCCCAAACUGGGUUCCCAGAGGGGCCCCAGAGGCCCGUCUCACAACCAGUACAACCAAGGGAACCUGGACUUCCUCAACGUGCCAGACCAGGGCAUGUCAGGGAAGCAGAGGAAAAGGAGCAUCAGUCAGCGACCUCCUCCUGCUCCUAAACCGCAGCCGAAGCAGCAGGGGCCUCGCUGCCGGGCGUUGUAUCAGUACGUCGGCCAGGACACAGAUGAGAUCAGCUUCGAUGUCAACGAUGUCUUUGACCUGGUCAAAGAAGAUCCGUCAGGCUGGUGGACGGGCAGGAUUCGAGGAAAGGAAGGUCUCUUCCCCGGUAACUAUGUUGAAAAGAUUUGAUCACGACUCUGACGGUUCCUCAUGGACUUGUCUGUGUUUGCUGAGAAAUACGUCUGAUUUGUUGAAAGCAGCACAUAGCAUUCGCUAAAGAAAACUGCCUGUGAAUUGUUCAUGAUUGCAUGGUAGUUCUUCAUCCGUGGGGCUGUUGGAGGGUGGGACCUUGCUGACAUUUGAGCUACAUUUAUCAUGAUCGUGAAAAAACAUACUGAUCCACAGCAAAGAGCUGCUCAGGUCUCAUGUCUCUAUCCUGUUAAGAAUGACCCCUAGAAACAAGAUGUUUGACUUCUCCCGCACUCCAACAACACCUCUCUUUGAUCCACUGAAAAACUACUCAAAGCUUAAGUUACAGCCUUAAGAGAAAAGUGGAAACACUGCAUCGCUUUAUGGUGUCUAAAGUGUUUGUAUUUGUCUAAAACUUUUCUCCAGAGCAAUGUUCAAUACUGCUCAGUAUUCUUGAUUAAGACACCAGCAUUAAAUCAAGUAAUAAUAGAUACUGUAUUAGAAAAUAAGUGAAUUUGACUGUUACGUUUUGCACCAUAACAAACCUGCUUCAGAUGAAUCAAAGCCAUUCACAGAGACGAUACUUCUGAAACAUUUAUUUACUAUUCAUGAGUUGUUAUUAAUAUCAUUAUUGGUAUUUUCUCAGAUGUUUUUUCACCUCAGUAAAAAAAAGAAAAGAAAUAUAUUUUCAUAUUUUACCUCAACGACUUUUGCACUGGUCUAGAUUGUAUCAUCAGUAAGUUAUAAUAGAUUUCUGAAUAACCAAAACAGAGAGGUGACUGAAUCAUGUUUAUUUCUGCCAUUUUUAGAUUUUGUUUUUAUUUGUGAUAGAUUUUUGUAAAAUAAUGUGAUUCUCUCACAAUCAAUCGGUUUUGUAAAUUAAUAAAAAGAGGAAGAAUAAAGAUUUUUGACACUGUAA